GAGAUCAGAUAUCAAAGUAUUUGCACACUUGAUUGAAAAUUAUCACGGGGCGUACGCUCGAUUCGAUGGGUAAGGGCUUGCUAAUGUCGCUAAUUUUCGGGUGUUUUGUUCCAACCAGAGUACUACGGAUCCGAUCAGUCAUUUUAUGAACAUUCGUUCGUGUGGAUCUGUACAAUCAAUAUCUGAUUCCGCAUAGCUAGUAGCAAGGUGAAAAGCUAUAAGACAUUCGGUAACGCGUAGUUUGGUGAAACAUUCUUAGAUCCUGGCGAUUCCUGUGCUCUGUGAGUUUUUGCUGGAACAAGGACCAAAAGAAUAGAAAGAAGUUAACGGAGACUAUGUUGUUACAUAAUCAGAUGAAACAGUUUUAAUAAAAUUGACUAGUCAAAUACGGUGGAAUUGUGUGUUAUAAUUGGGUUGCAGUUUCAAUUGUUCCAUACCUGUGUUUAUGUUGUGAAGUUUAGCUUGUGUAAUGUGGACAUUGUAAAAGCAUUGGGACAGCUUCGGGAACUUAGCAGCAGGUAUCAUUUCCACAAUCAGAAGCACAGGAUUGCUGGUAAAAGGUUCCAAAACUUCACUCAUCAACUAUGUCGAAAGGAAAAUUGCCCGAACAGAAGAGCUUGCUGCCGGGGUCACCACCUAGCAUCAUCAUCACCAAGCAAAGUGAUACGGCCAGUUCAGAUGACAACGACAUAGAAGAAGUACCGGAAGGCUUAGGCUAUACGCCUACAUUGAUGUAUGGUCGUUACACCAAAGACCUAGGACAAUACGCCCGACGAUUGAGUGUCAUUGAGCAGAAGAGAAGAGAGAACGACCAAGCAAGAUAUCAGGAGCUGCUAGCACAAGAAGACAAGCACAGUAAAUGUUUCAAAGCCUAUUCAUGGUUCUGGCGGAGGACGUUCGCCCGACUCGGUGAGGAUUGGGUGAUUUUGGCAUUGCUGGGCUUCAUAAUGGCCAUGUUGUCGCACGUGCUGGACAAGGGCAUUGCUGCGUGUACAAAUUCUCGAACAUGGAUGUAUCAGGAGUUCGAGGGUCAACCAGCGAUGCAGUACUUUGUGUGGGUGUCCAUGUCAGUUUGUCUGGUCAUGUUCUCCGCUGGAUUCGUGCAUCUGGUGGCACCACAGGCUAUUGGAUCCGGUAUUCCGGAGAUGAAAACCAUUAUCCGAGGAGUUGCGUUGAAGGAUUACCUAACGUUCAGGACGUUGGUUGCCAAGUUAGUUGGUCUGAUGGCGUCCUUGGGAUCCGGAAUGCCCAUCGGCAAGGAAGGGCCGUUCGUUCACAUAUCUAGUAUAGUGUCGCAGUUACUGAGUAAAAUUGCGUCGUUCAAAUCAAUCUACGAAAAUGAAUCGCACAACUCGGACAUGCUAGUGGCGGCCUGUGGCGUCGGUGUGGCUGCAUGCUUCGCAGCACCGGUUGGUGGAGUCCUGUAUAGUAUCGAGGUCACUACGUCCUAUUUUGCUGUUAGGAACUAUUGGAGAGGAUUUUUCGGUUCCAUUUGCGGUGCUGCCUUAUUUCAGUUGUUAGCUUUAUGGUUCCAGAAGGUAAAUACGGUGUCAGCGCUGUUCCCAACGUACUUCACAGCUGACUUUCCAUUCGGACCACAAGAGUUGUUGGUGUUUGCGUUGAUGGGUGUUGUUGCUGGCUUUGGCGGAGCUUCAUUUGUCUGGUUACAUAGAAAGUAUGUACUAUUUGUUCGCAAUAACAAGCCGUUGAACAAAUUUCUCCAACUGAAUCGAUUCAUUUAUCCCUUCAUUGUGUCCUUCAUUGUGGCAUCACUUUUAUUCCCACUUGGAUUUGGACAAUUUAUUGCCGGUGGGCUAGAUACCCACCACCAGGUUCAUCAGUUAUUUUCGAACUUCACCUGGAGUCACAAUGCACACACCGUCGAGGAAGAACGGAUCGCGUCAAAUUGGCGAACGCCUUACACUGGUGCGGUAGGAAACCUUGCCCUAUAUUUGCUAUUCCAGUACUCCUUCUCAAUUAUUUGCACAACCUUGCCGGUCCCAUCCGGUAUGUUCAUUCCCAUGUUCAAAAUUGGUUCCGGAUACGGACGACUCGUUGGUGAAGCCAUGGCUUUGCUAUUUCCCCUCGGUGUAUCCUACUCUGGUCAGCGAAUGCCCAUCAUCCCAGGAGGAUAUGCCGUCGUGGGAGCAGCAGCGUUUGCCGGAGCCGUAUCACACUCGGUCUCAGUGGGCGUCAUGGUACUGGAAAUGACUGGCCAGAUUACGCAUUUCGUUCCCGUGAUGGUGGCUUCGUUGAUUUCCAACUGGGUUGCGGCUCUAUUCCAACCAUCUCUGUACGAAAGUUACAUAGAAAUGAAGAAACUGCCUUAUCUGCCAGACCUACAGCCCAGCGCUGGCAACAUGUAUGAAAUCUACGUCGAGGACUUUAUGGUUCGGGAUAUAAAAUACAUCUGGAAGGGAAUAAGUUAUCAUAACCUCAAGAACAUCCUGAAAUCCAAUAAACAAUUGAGAUGUCUACCGAUUGUGGAAAGUCCCGAUAACCCCAUCUUAUUGGGGAGCGUCCAACGACUGGAACUUAUUCAGUUGCUCGAUAAUCAUGUAGGGCGCAAGAAACGCCUGGAAGUUGCGGCCAAGUGGAUCGAAGAAGAACAGAAACGAGAAGAACAAGAACAACUGAAACGUGAAGAGGAAGAGAAGCAACGAAGUCGGCGUCCGUCGAGAUUUGAAGUUUGCCCGGCUCCAGAUAUUCUUGAGCUUCGCGAGCGUGCAAACAAUGAGAUGUUACCACCCCAAGCGAAAAAAGAAAUAUCGUCCUUACUUUCUCCUGAAUUCGAACCUAGUUCCAAAAAAUCCAUCCUCAAGAGGACAAACUCUUUCCCUAGUAAAGGGUUCAUUCCGCAGACCCACGCCGAAAGUUCAUAUGCAACCAUAACCGGAGCAACCGUUAACCGUAUCAGAUCUGCUUUCGACAUCAUCUUCCGCAAAUCGGGUACCCUGUCAGAUGUAAGCCCUGAUCCGGAAGUUGGCUCCAAUGGAACCAUCACAGCGCCCAAAAAAGUCCAACUGCCAAAAGCACGCAUCAUUGAUAUGUCCAUUGAAGAGCAGAAAAUUUGGGAACGGAAAGAAAUGGCUAAACCGAUCGAUAUCGACAAUUUACCCAUUGACCCGGCUCCGUUCCAGCUGGUGGAGCACACUUCUAUUUUGAAAGUACAUUCGCUGUUUGCGAUGGCAAGCAUCAAUCUGGCGUAUGUGACGAACAUCGGAAAACUGGUCGGCGUGGUGGCUCUCAAGGAGCUACGCCAUGCGGUCCAGGGUGUUAACAAUGGAACGCUCACACCAGAAUCCGUGAAACAGAAAUACGAGGAAGAGGCUAGAAAAAUGCCCGAAAAAGAUGCCAAAUACUACGAUGCGUCCUCCAAUGAACCGCUACUGCCGAAGGAAGAUCGAAACGAUAGCAGUGACAAAAAAGCAAGCGAUAUCAUUACAUCUUUGGAUUCGCCGUUUUGCUUCGUUGAUGACUGCUCGGACCAGCUCGGCCUGAACCACCUGGGGGUUGAUGACCGAACUAGCAAUAUAACCAUUCGCAGUAUCGACAACAUUACCUGUUGCAAUAACAACGAAAAUAGCAAUAACAAUAACAAUAGCCAUUUACAGCCACAGUAAUAGACUUAGAUAUCGACUAUUACGUUUUUAAUUUUACUUUUAUUUUGACUAUGUUAAGGAUUUGUCAAUUUUCUGGAAAGUACAAUGAUGUAAGCUAAACGAUCAAAUCACAAAAAAUUUAUAUGUGUCGAAUAUCUCCCAAGACGAGCCCUUCAUUGGUACUCAAAAAAACACAUGUGGACUCACUUUCAAUAGUUGCCAAAAGAAAAAAUAUUUGUACAUAGUAUUGAAAAUAGGUAGAUACAGUUGCCAAUAAGAUGUGUUUUAACAUGUAACUUUUAAUAUUAAAUAU
Messenger RNA from Aedes albopictus (Asian tiger mosquito), 3915 nucleotides. Its product is annotated as chloride channel protein 2-like. The coding region runs from base 585 to 3623 and encodes 1012 amino acids. The transcript is spliced from 10 exons. Gene Ontology annotation, biological process: chloride transport; transmembrane transport. Lineage: Eukaryota; Metazoa; Arthropoda; Insecta; Diptera; Culicidae. Gene Ontology annotation, molecular function: voltage-gated chloride channel activity. The record is from RefSeq and is a predicted model, not a curated record. Gene Ontology annotation, cellular component: plasma membrane.